CUGUUAUAAGCGAGAGCGCCGCACGCGCCGGUGACAGCGUGAGCAGCGCUUCUGAACAACGCACCAGCGUGCAAGUGCGCCACGGCUGCGACGGACCGGCACGGGACACCCGAUCGAAUCGCACGACGAGUCGAUCGACAAUUUUUAUCGCCGACAACAUUACUUUCAAAAGCUACCGAAAUGUUGGUGAAUAAGAUCGUGCAGUUGGCGGUUUUUGUGCUGGCGAUAGUGUGGGACUGGCGUUGCAAUGCUGCAACAGCCGCAGUCAAGCUGUGUGGCCGCGAGCUCAGCGACUUCAUGAGCAGAGUGUGUCACGCUUAUAACAGCCCAUCCUGGGAUGUACCUACAGUGAUAGAGCAACCUGCAGCAGUUGUGCGGCGAAGAAGACGAACCGGGAUCGUAGACGAGUGCUGCGUUUUCGGCUGCACGUGGGAACAGCUCAGCUCUUAUUGUGCGAUAAGUGCCAAAUCGCCAUUAGACUCCAGUGAGGCGCACAUGAUCGCGGAUCGGUCAGCGGAGGCGGCGGUGGUGUCGCCGGCCGUUGUGGGCAAGGAGCGGGUCGCGGGCGAGGCGGCGAGCACGCGGCGCGAGGUGGGACGCAGUCGCAGCGGGUACGGGCGCGCACGGGCAAGGGGCCGCCGUUGUUGGUGCCGGCGCAAAAGGCGCUCGGGCCGACGGCGAUCCUCUCUCAUGGGUAACAUGGGGUUCAUAAGAAGUGCCGCACGCGCUGCGCCCGUCCUAGGCACAGUAUCACCCCUGCUGACGUGGGGCAGGACUCUCAACACUGACCUGCCGUCGGUCGAAAAAGACAGAUAUGCAUAUGUCGCCGUCUACACGUAAACUUGUCAACGCUGCACAGUAAGAACGACGUAAACAGCAUACUUGUACAUAUAGUGUCAGUUACGCGUUUUGGUGCACCGUUCACGUUUUCCAGUAGGUACCCUUUUUUAUACCCUUAGUACGAGUUUGCAAAUCUCGAAAUUUUUUGUGAUUUUCAUGAGUAUUAUUAUAAAGUCGAGAGUAUAAUUACUACUGUUUACCACGGAUUUUAUUAUCUAUACCAAUAAAUAAAAUUUCGAGUGUCUGUGCUUUAGAAAUAACAGCCUUUUAUUAAACUCAAAAUAUGAUUAUUUGAACGACAGCCACCCAAGAAAGUUUAACAAUAAAUUAUCUGGUUUUAACGGAACUUUUAGCGUCAAAUAGAAGUUAGUAAUAAAUUCUUAGGCACAGGACUCUGCAGGAUGCGUUCUAGAUUUCCGUGCGGGAACGAUAAAAAAACAACGAAGACACAGACGCAAGUGGCGGGCAUUUGCUAGUUGGGAAUUAUUAAAAUCAGUAAUACGCACUAUACAACACGGAUUUUUUGCAGGAACUCGACAACGAAUUUAGUUUUAGGCAACAAAUAAGAACUCGUACUGGGGGUAAUCGUCAAUAUUAGAAAAACCAAGGUUCUGUAGCGUAAUAUUAGUUUUAAUAAAUAUAAACUCUGUUCAAGUUAAAAGUGCAAACUAGGAGUACGAUGUAUUCUGUUGAUUUUAUUGUCGUUAACUGAUAAGCUUGACUGCGACCUCGCCCGAUUUUAAAGCGACGAUGCAAUCCAAGAUGCGAUGUAUUUCUUUAUAAAUUUCUUUCUGCUUUCAAAGAUCGAAGCACUUUACCCAAAAAAGGAUAUAGCAGAUAAUUGAAACUAUACCACAACUCUCAGUACAGACGGAAUGGACCUACCCACUUACUGGCUCCAUUAAAAAUAGACCCUGUUACCAUGGACUAAAGUAGAAAAUAGUUUACAUGAGCAAGCACAAGCCGACUGUGUCGAUAUUCAUACAAAUUUUAAACGAACUUAUUUUUAAUGGAACCAGUAAAUUUCUCCGGCACUUUGUCUGAACUGACCAUUAAUAUGGCAGUUUACUCAGCGCAAAAGGCUAUGGACCAUAUGUCGUUGGUCGUUGGCAAAUGUCAGUUCCUGAUUAGGGGGGAUAAAGCAAUUCAAAAUUUAGAGGAAAUCGAACCCGGAACAUGUCAAAGCGCACACUGCUGCUUCAGGAAGGUCGUCAAAAUCUUUAUCGAAUAAUUUAAGAUCAUUAGAGAUGCAGUUUUGGUAACAUAAGUACCUUCAUAGCAAUGUGUUCAAAUAUAGCUAUUUAAUAUAAUGUUAACAUACAUAUUGGUGGCAAUUCUGCUGUACACACUACACAAAUAUCUAAACUAAAUUAAAUUGAGAGGUCUAAAGCACUUCCUGACUAUUGUGAAUUUUCUACAAGCGCCAUCUAUUGGCAAUACUGUAUAUCAGUAUUUUCACCAGAUUUUCUUUCGAUUCCAUACAAAUCGUAGUUCAAUUUCAAUAUCAAAUUAUUGAGUAAAAUCCAUAAUGCAACAUUUAUAGUAAAAGAUUUAAAGUAAACUUAAUUAUAUAAUGUAACUUGCGCAUGCUGUUUGAAUGAAUACAGCCGUAUUGAAAAAUAAAUAAAUAUUUGAAUUACUAAGACCUACACACAAAUAAAAAUAAUAUAAAUAGGAUUACUGUACAACAGAAUUGGCACCACUGCAUUUCUAAACUGUUCCAAUUACAAAUAAUUGUAUUACCAUAGUGUAUUUGUGUGUUGCCCAAAAAUUUUCGUAACCUUUCUUUAUAAAUAUUAGGUUAUUACAAUUAUUAGUUCUUAAAAUAUAAAUUAUGCAUUCCAAAUUACAGUGUCGAUUGAAAUUGUACGCAAGUGGUAUUAGGGUGCAUUCAAAUAAGCUUCCGUAAGCCGCAUGGCAGCAGGACGGCUGUGGAAUUAAACGCACGUAGUCGUUGAACAGUAUUUAUUAAGGGUGAUAAAUAAUAAUUAACAUUCCGAGAUAGGUUUUUAUUCAUUGCGCUCUUCCGAUAUUUUUAGGAGUACCUAUAUCUUUUAAUCCCGAUCAAUUACUGUUUUUCAUUUUUGUAGUUCUUGCCAAAAUUCAAUAAACAUUUACUCAAUCAAAACAUUUCAAUCAACUAAUGUACAAAAAUUCUAAAAAUUUUGUCAUUUUUAGUAAAUAUUAUGUCAUAAGUUAAUUAAAGCCUCAGCGUUAAUGUUAAACUUCACCCAAUUCUUUCAUCUUUUGGCAUACAAAGCCAUAUUGACAAAGCCGUGCGGCAAGCCAAGCAGCUAAUUUAAAUGCACACUUAUAAUAUUGAAACAAAAUAUUACUAUGUACCUUCUCAGUACCAGAUGCAGAUUUUGAUUUAACUAAAAUUAUAUUAAAUAACAUUAUUGCUAUGUUAUAAUAUUGUCCAUAAUAAGAACUGAGCACCAUAAUAGAUGUAUUUUAAAAUUAUGACCAUUUUAUUUUCUAAGGUUUAUGUAACUAAAUCAUCUACCAUAUAAGGUUAAAAGAUCUCUAAAGCAUCUGUGAUAAUUGCAAUCAAUAAAAAUAAAUGUUUAAUUUAUAAACUGUAGGUGUAUCAAGUUAGAUUAAAGUAUUUCUUUGUCGUGUUUGUAAUUUGUGUAUGUGUUUGUAGUAGAAAAUACUAUAUUGAUGUUUUAAGGAUAAAGUGACUGAUUAAAUGGACGCUGUAUUCUA
Molecule: messenger RNA, 3549 nt
Organism: Pararge aegeria (speckled wood butterfly)
Lineage: Eukaryota; Metazoa; Arthropoda; Insecta; Lepidoptera; Nymphalidae
Product: insulin-like growth factor
Exons: 5
Coding region: 181-840 (219 amino acids)
Cellular component (GO): extracellular region
Molecular function (GO): hormone activity
Source: RefSeq, a predicted model, not a curated record